UUCAAAAUCCCCGAUGAAAAUCGACGAUAUCUCUUCGCCGGAGCUUCACGACGAUCUCCGAAAUCAACUAUGCUCUCAAAUCGAGUCAUCCAUCAAAGAUAUCGAGAAACAUGUACCUGCGACUGCUGCCUUGCCGGAUUCCUUCUCCACCUAUCUCAGGCGUACCCUCUCUCAACUCAAUUCCCUCUCUCCUUUCCCUAAUUCCCUUAAACUCCACAUCUGGAAACUAUCCUACCGCCUUUGGAAUGCUUGUGUCGAUCUUUCUAAUUCCAAUGCUGCUGGUAUUCAAAAACACCAUGAGGAACACGCAAAGCUCCGUCAAGUUUCGGCCGACCUCCUCUUCCUCGCUGCUGAUGUCUCCGGCAUCCCGUCACCGGCGUUUAAAUCCGUAUCCUUCUUCUAUAAAACCGGUCUUAUAUGGCAUGACCUUCGGAAGUUUGAACUCGCGAACUAUUGCUUCGAGAAAGCUUCCGAUCUGUUAACUAAAGUUGACAUCACUAAUGUUUCAGAAUAUGAAGAGAAAAAGCUUCUGUUAGAUCUCAAUAUUGCUCGAUCACGAACGGCUUGGGAAGUCUCUGAUAGAAAUUUAGCGAUUGCUUUAUUGAGUCGAUCGAAAAACGUGCUCUUCGCUUUUGCGGACAACUAUAAAUCUUUAGCUAAUCAGUAUUUAAUGUUUGGAAAAGCAAUGCUAUCGAAAAAUGAAGUUUCUGGAGUGAAUGAAGCAUUGAAACUGAUGAAUGAAGCACUGGAAUUGUGUGAAAGGGGUUUGACAGUUGUUAAGAGGACAGGAGAGACGUUAGCUUUGAAGGAAUUGAGAUCCAAGACGCUUAGAUUUUUGGGGGCAUCACAUUUGCAGAGAGAUGAAUUUGAGAGCGUGUUGAAAUGUGUAAAGGUCUUGAGAGAUGGUGAGAAGGAUCAGCAUCCGAGUCUUAGUGUGUUGGCAAUGAAAGCAUGGCUGGGAUUGGGGAGGUUCGGGGAAGCGGAGAAGGAGCUAAGAGGAAUGGUGGUGGAUAAGGGGAUUCCUGAAGGUGUUUGGGUAUCAGCUGUCGAGUCAUACUUUCAAGUUGUAGGGGCUGCUGGUGCACCAGCUGUGAAGGGAGUGUUUUUAGGACUUCUUGGAAGGUGCCAUGUAAGUGCUGAUGCAGCAAUUAGGGUCGUGAAUAAGGUAAUUGGGGAUCCUGCUGGUGGUGGUGAAGAGGCAAGGUUGAGGGCAAAGGUAGUAUCGGACCUGGUGUCCGAUGAUAGGAUUCUGACGCUCUUGAAUGGAGACGAUGCUUCCAAGGAGAGAACAGCUAUGCAUGCUCUUCUCUGGAACUGUGCAGCAGAACACUUCCGAUCAAAAGAUCUCCAAACCAGUGCUGAUAUAUUUGAAAAAUCUAUGCUUUAUGUCCCUUCUAACAUAGAGAGCAGAAAUCUCAGAGCAAAGGGGUUUAGAGUUUUAUGUCUCUGCUAUAUGGGCCUUUCACAGCUUGAUCGUGCUCAAGAAUACAUAAACGAGGCAGAGAAGCUUGAACCAAAUAUAGCUAGUGCCUUCCUAAAGUUUAAGAUCUACCUGCAAAAGAAUGAAUGCGAUGGUGCUAUCACUCAGGUGCAGGCAUUGCCAAGUUGUCUUGACUUCACCACUGAAUUCCUCUCUCUAGCAGCUCAUGAAGCUAUUGCUUGCCAUUGUCUACCAGUUGCUGUUUCUUCUCUGUCACUUCUCUUGAAUUUCUACUCCACAGGGAAACAGAUGCCAACAACUGAGGUUGUAGUUUUCAGGACUUUAGUCACGAUUUUAGCUCAGGAUCCUCAGAAUGAUUCUGAUAUCCUAAAGCAGAUGAAACGAGCUCAUUCUCGGCUACGAGAGAUGAGUGCUGGGAAUUUUUUUGGGAAAGGUGAGAUCGGAAGAAGAGAAAGAAAUUGGUUUUCAGUGAAUGCAUGGAAUUCGGGGGUUAAAACAGGACAGGAGAACCAAUAUGCAAUUUGUGCAGAGUUCUUUAGAUUGGCAUCAGAGUUUUAUGGUGCUUCAAAUGAUGAAGAGAAAGAAGGCAACCAUGUAAUGGUUUGCAAAUCACUGAUUAUGACAGUAUCUGCAAUAAUCUCAGAUGAGAAGCUAAAAACUAAUACGUUAUUGGAAAAUGAAGUGAAGGAAGCUAUUUCUUUGCUAGACAGAGCAGGAAAGAUGUUAAUGUCAAGCUCAACAGAAUAUGACAAAUUAGAGGCCAUCAUUGAGCCUAAUUUCUUGUUUGUGUACACUUGGUGUGCUUUUGAUCUACAUUCAAGGCUUGAUGACACGGGAAGCCAACAGCUCCUCCUUAUAAAGCGCUUUGCAAACUCAAAAUGUUGCAACCCAAAGCAUCUACUUCAGAUUGCCAUUGAUGCCUCACAAGGACCAAGCUCGAACCAUGAAGUAGCCAUCUUUGCAUUAAGUACCUGCCUCUCCACACUCCUGGCUUUGCCUUCACCUGAUUAUGCAAGUGUGGCACUCAUAGUGAGGAAACUUGUUAGUCUAAGAAGCAUCCAUGGAAUUGAUACUAAUGAUGAUGCAACAAUGGAAACUUACAAGCAAGCGUAUCGAAUAAUGGUGGGUUUGAAAGAAGGAGAAUAUCCGGUUGAAGAAGCAAAAUGGCUCUCCAUGACAGCAUGGAAUAGAGCAGCUGUCCCUGUGAGGAUGGGGCAUAUGGAUGAAGCAAAAAGGUGGAUGUCAAUGGGUUUGGAGCUGGCCAAUAAAGUCCCAGGAAUGCAAACAUACAGGUCAUGCAUGGAAGAUUUUAUUGCAGGGUUUGAGCAGAAAUUAUCAGGGGCAUGA
Molecule: messenger RNA, 2788 nt
Organism: Solanum verrucosum
Lineage: Eukaryota; Viridiplantae; Streptophyta; Magnoliopsida; Solanales; Solanaceae
Product: TPR repeat-containing protein ZIP4
Exons: 5
Coding region: 14-2788 (924 amino acids)
Biological process (GO): meiotic cell cycle; regulation of synaptonemal complex assembly
Molecular function (GO): protein binding
Source: RefSeq, a predicted model, not a curated record